GGAGAACGGGGCAGGGUCGGCUUCGACUCUGGAACUUCCCAGCUCUCGGUCAUACCGUCAUCCAGUGAGGAAGACAGCCUGGGACAGCACGAGAGGAACGACAGUGUUGGCACCAGAUGGUGGUGGUGGUAGCUUUCCAGGCUGUGGCAGGACACCUGAGAUUGAUCGGCAGAGGUUUCAGUCCAGGGUCACUGUGGGCUUGGGGCGGCACAGCACAUCUCACGCAGGAGUGUUGGAGCAGGCAAACAGUAGACGGCACCAAAGAGGGAGAUAGUGAAACCGGUUAGGGGAAGAGGACCGAAACGCUGUUUUUGAGGACAUGAACAUGCAUCCAAAGCCACCUGGGGCCUGUGUCGCGUCUGCAGCUCGAGCUGCCCGGAAGGCACUGAGCCUUCUGACUCUUCACGUCCUGCUCUGCGCUGCCUUGCUUUGCAUAGCUGCUGUGCUGCACCGUAUGGUGUUAGGGUGCCUCGCUGUUUCCCCAGAACCCUCCUCCAGGGCGUGCCUUUUGGGGGGGGUGUCACUGAGCCUUAGGGAGGCCUGGCCGGAACGCCACUGCCCCACCGCCUCUCUUCUCUUCCUGUCCCCUGGGGGAGGGGCUGCCCAGGCCGGCUGGGUUCCUGCAGGGAGGUGAAGACUUGGAGUUGAAGGGGCGAUGGGCAAAGGCUGUCUGAGGACAGCUGAGCUUGAUGCUGUGCUCUUGUGCUCCUCUGGAGGAUGAGCUCUGACGUUGGGGUGGCGGCUCCACGGCCGAGCCUGUGCAGCAAGUGUCCAGCCCAGUCCCAGAGCCAGCGAGACCCUUCCUGAGCUGGAAAGUGACCGGGCAGGCUGCCAGGUGCACAUGAUUACACAGAGCGGGAACUGCAGCCCUGGGGGACAUCACUUCCUGUCACCUCCCAGGAAACAGAAGGCCUCAGGGGGAUCCUAGUUUUACUCCUUCCACAUGUGUGCAUGAAGUUAACAGUUGUUUUAUCCUUGUGGAUUACUGUGUAUUUAGUGUUGCAUCCAGCCCCUCGGACUCCUCAGGCUAUCAGCUGCAAAGGCCAGCACAGCAUCUCCUACACUUUGUCAAGAAGCCAGACUGUUGUGGUGGAGUACACACACGACAAAGACACGGAUAUGUUUCAGGUGGGCAGGUCAACGGAAAGCCCCAUCGACUUUGUGGUCACGGACACCAUCUCCGGCGGCCAGAACAGCGAGGAAUCCCAGAUCACGCAGAGCACCAUCUCCAGGUUCGCCUGCAGGAUCGUGUGCGACAGGAGCGAGCCCUACACCGCACGGAUAUUCGCUGCUGGCUUCGACUCUUCCAAAAACAUCUUCCUUGGAGAAAAGGCAGCGAAAUGGAAAAACCCUGACGGCCACAUGGACGGGCUGACCACCAAUGGCGUCCUGGUGAUGCACCCAAGAGGCGGCUUCACCGAGGAGUCGCAGCCCGGGCUGUGGCGUGAGAUCUCAGUCUGUGGGGACGUGUACACUCUGAGGGAGACCAGGUCGGCGCAGCAGAGGGGCAAGCUGGUGGAAAGUGAGACCAAUGUGCUGCAGGACGGCUCCCUCAUCGACCUGUGCGGGGCCACUCUUCUCUGGAGAACAGCCGACGGCCUUUUCCACGCUCCCACACAGAAGCACAUCGAAGCUCUGCGGCAGGAAAUCAACGCCGCCCGCCCUCAGUGUCCUGUGGGCCUCAGCACGCUGGCUUUCCCCAGCAUCAGCAGGAAGGAGGUAGUGGAGGAGAAGCAGCCCUGGGCGUAUCUCAGCUGCGGCCACGUGCACGGGUACCACAACUGGGGCCACCGGAGCGACACGGAGGCCAAUGAGAGGGAGUGUCCCAUGUGCAGGACAGUGGGCCCCUAUGUGCCUCUCUGGCUGGGCUGCGAGGCAGGAUUUUACGUGGACGCAGGACCCCCGACUCAUGCGUUCACCCCCUGUGGACACGUGUGCUCAGAGAAGUCUGCCAAAUACUGGUCUCAGAUUCCGCUGCCCCACGGGACCCAUGCGUUCCACGCUGCCUGUCCUUUCUGUGCCACGCAGCUGGCUGGGGAGCAGAACUGUGUCAGGUUGAUUUUCCAAGCUCCGGUUGACUGACGCCCUUCACGGCCGUCCCCGGGCACUGUCGACGGUUAAUGUGAAGACUUCACCACUGACUCUAGACCCAACUUUUUGUAGUGCCCUUCACGGAAGGGAGGGCAUCCUGGGAAGCGGGGAGACCCAGUGCUGCGCCGCACGUCCUGGCAGUGUGUUGUGUGUUCCAGGUGGUGCCAUCGCCACUGGCAUCACGGGUUCAACCAGUCUCUGUGUGAUCAGUGGCGGUCAGCUGCCCUGCUGUUGUUCUUAACCCAGGGUUUUUAAUCAUGUUUUUUUUUCCCCUUUGUAAACUCAGACGAGAUUUUACAUCCUAUUUUGCAAAUGUAUGAGGAAAUGUGUCCUCACGUUGGCUGGUAGCAUGUAUCCGCGGUGCCACGUUCCAGGUGUCACCUGAAGACAUGCACUGUCUAUGCCCACAGGUGGGCCUGGAUCCGUCCAGCCCAGGGGCAGACAGGCAGGAGACAUUGGAUGCAGGGCUUUGUUCUGAAAUGUGGGCCUCUUCUCUGGUUUAUUUCAAUGUUGUAGGGGAGCAGAUAUUCAUGUAUGAUUGUGGGCUUUUUCUUAGUGUAGUGGAAUUUACUUACACACUCAUACAUCAGAUACUUGGCAUUCCAAACAAGAGAAUUUUCCAUGAUCUGGUUUUUAUGUUUCUGCUCAGUAGGCUUUGUCCCUCAGCCUCAUCUUGUGUGGCCAGAACUGCUCGACUGAGUGAACCCAGCAAUGCUCGCUAGGCAGCAGACUGGUGAGGCUGUGCUGCAGCCUCAGGACCGUGACGCCAGCUCCGUCUGCACACUGAGUUAUUUAAGGUUUCACAGCGAUUCAUGGUGCACUUUUACUUUUUAAAACCACUUUUGGGGUUCCCUCAGAUUUCCUUCUUUGUCGUCUUCUGUAAGUCAGGAUUGUGUGAGCCCAAAGGCAGCAAACGAGAGUGAGUGAUGCUGUUAUCUUGGUUCACUCGCUUCCUACCAUGUGUCACCUUCCCUCACAGCUUCAGAAGGCCUCGGUUCUCAAAAUGUUUGCAAAUCCUACAAAAUUUAAAUGUGACUGUUAGAGGUCCCCAGCACCGCCUGAUACAUCUGCAGGGACAACUGAGGCAUAAUUAAAUCGGAAUUUGAUAAUGAGCUCCCCAUCCCCCAUGAGCCGUCGGUGUCUUUUCAUUUUGGUGAAUAAUUCCUGGGCGCUUGCUUUAUGUGCUCAGCACCAGGAGAAGCCGAGAAGCUGGCUGAGCCAAAAUAGGUCCCUGCACCCGGAGCAAAUGUUCAUUUGAACUAACAUCCUCCACAGUGGAUUAGCAGAUAUGAACUACAUUUUCUAACUUUUGUAAAUAUGUGUAAUUUAUAUGACUCUUAAUAUACUAUAUUCAUACUUGAAUUGAUUUUCCCAUAUUUUGCCUACUGGCAAGUAUUUGCCCAUUUUUAAUCAUUCUAACCUGUUUGAAUACUCUUUUUUCUUAAAGCGAUAUCUAUCUAUCUUAAUUGCUGCUGCCUAAUUUAACUUAAUAUUUUAAAAGUUCAGCCUAUCAGUUUUAAAAUAGCUUUAUUUUUCAGUGGAGAUCAUUGUUUAUGAUGGGGUAUUUUGUUGGGGGUAAUUUUUAAACGAUGUAAAAAUCCAACACCAGUCCGCUUCCUGACAGCUUCCCCUAUUCUGCGUAGCUUUACCUGCAGACGCAAGAGAAAAGAGAAAUGGGUUUGCCUACAAUGCUGUAUUGAAUGUUGCCUGGCUUAGUCAGAGUCUCCAGUAACUAGCUGUCCGUGAGAGAGUGACUCUUGCAGUUGUAAUCUUUGGGCUCUGAGGAAGAUGAAGGAAGUCCUCGUUACCUUGUCUUGCUGUAUGACUGGAGAUCACCUAAGGAUUCUUGAUUCCCACGGUCGUCUUGUAAGGUACAUGGCCUUGCACCCAGAAGGACUGCAUUUCAUCUCCCAAAACAAGAGAUGAAGUUAUGCUCUGAUGCCAUGUUCCAUGUUCAUAGAUACGUCCGUCUAGUAAUUAUAUGGGCACCCUAGCCCUGAAAUGAGGUUACUUUCAAACUUGAAAAGUUCUUACCUGUAGUAAACUCAUAGCUUAAGUGCAAGCUGAGAUUUGAGCAGUAAACUCUUGGUAGGGGUAAGAGUGCCGCCCCGUGUCAGCUUCGUGUCUUCUCCUCGGUCUGCCCAGGGGCCCACAGAGAGGUCAAGCAGCUGCAGAAAGGAAGCCCGGCUCCCUCCCUCGGCUGCUCCGAGAACGUAGAUACCCUCAUAAUUUGGACUGAUGAGAUUUCUCUUCAGACUUGAAAGUUGGUUUGCGAGAAGGAGCGAGCUCUAGCGCACCGAAGUAGAAUGAUGCGGUAAA
Messenger RNA from Fukomys damarensis (Damara mole-rat), 4410 nucleotides. It is a transcript of the gene Peli2, whose product is annotated as pellino E3 ubiquitin protein ligase family member 2. Gene Ontology annotation, biological process: protein polyubiquitination; regulation of Toll signaling pathway. Lineage: Eukaryota; Metazoa; Chordata; Mammalia; Rodentia; Bathyergidae. Bases 952 to 2082 code for a protein of 376 amino acids. The record is from RefSeq and is a predicted model, not a curated record. Gene Ontology annotation, molecular function: protein binding; ubiquitin protein ligase activity. The transcript has 5 exons.